AAAGAGAGAGAGAGAGAGAGGGAGAGUAGAAAAAAAUGACAGCUCAUGAGUGUUUUACCAUAGAUAAAGAGCUUCUUUUUUUACUCGGUUGAAAAAACAUUUACACAAAGGUAAGCGACAUAAGCGCAAGCCAAGACCCAGACGAACGAGAGAGAGAGAGGAGGAGAUGGCUGAGGCAAGAUUACUUGACAUGUCGAGAGUGUUCCAUUCAUCCCAGGGAGGAUACACGCUACCAACAACCUGUACCAGAGAUACGGUCCAAAGGGUUUCAUGGAGAUCAAGAUCCUCGAAAACGACAACCUUUACGUCCGUGCCGACUUGCCCGGUGUUCCCGACGACGGUGUCCGCCACAGAGUCGACUCCGUGAGACAAAAGGUUGUAUUUUUCUCCGGUGAAGAAACUCUCGGCGGCGACGGCGAUAAGGUUGACGACGACGUUCGCGAGUACUCCGGGACAGCCGGUUUAGGGUGUGACUGCUGCGAGAUAACCGGGGUGGAUGCGAAGAUGAAAGAUGGAGUGUUGAGGAUGAUUGUGUCAAGGGUCAAAAUCAAAGACCAUGACAACAAGUGUACGCACUUUCUCCCUACCCAACACAGGUAAAUCUGGAAGUUACAAUACAUAUGAACCUUUGUUUAAGAUGUUUAAAGCGGCUGAGCCCAAUCCAUUUGUGGUGAAAGGUUGUAAGCUUUGAACCAGUAGGAGACGAAGAGGUGAUGGAGGAGGUUUUUGCGUUUCAUUCGACUUGCCAGGUGUUUGUAGUGAUGAUAUAUUGGUGCAUCCUAAUGAGAAUGAAGUCAAGUUCUAUGGUGAGAACAAGGAGGUCUAUGAGCACGAUGAUAGUUGCCGUAUCUUCAUGGGAGCCAUCACCCGUUCUAGCGUUUGUGCUCCUGGAGUUCCCCUUUUGAGCCACGACAUCGCUUGGGAUGCUGAGUUUGGUGUUCUCACGGUCCGUAUCACACCUCCUGGUAGCAGUAACACCAACAGGGAGUAGUAGUUCACACGGUUUCAUCUCUCUACUUCAUUUCACAUGUGUUGUCUUGUUUUAUUUUGGGAGAACUUUUAGUUGGCUACUAAUAAGUCUUUUGUGUUUUAAGUUUGGACAAUUAUGUGUGACUGUGUCUUUGUUUUGGUGUUUGUUAUCGAAUGACUUACUUGGUGUCCA
This is a messenger RNA of Brassica napus (rape), 1162 nucleotides long. Its product is annotated as putative 57 kDa heat shock protein. Bases 271 to 600 code for a protein of 109 amino acids. NCBI's taxonomy places the organism in Eukaryota, Viridiplantae, Streptophyta, Magnoliopsida, Brassicales, Brassicaceae. The transcript has 3 exons. The record is from RefSeq and is a predicted model, not a curated record.